CGCUUCCUCGCUCGCUCUCUCUCGCGCCUAUUUGGGAUUUCAUCUGGAAAAACCCUAGACAGCGAGGUGCAAGAGAGAGAACCGAAGAAUCGUCGAUCGGACUCUGAGUUCAUCGCCAUUUUCUUCGAGAAGAUUCUAGGUUUUGUUUCCCUGAGAGCGGUGGGCAAUGGCGACAUUAGUGGCUCAGCAAGUUCCAGUUGCAACUUGUACUCCAGAUAUUGUUGGAAAUGCAUUUGUUCAUCAGUAUUACCACAUAUUGCAUCAGUCUCCUGAGCAUGUUCACAGAUUUUAUCAGGAUAUUAGCAAGUUAGGUCGGCCUGAAGAGAAUGGUAUAAUGAGCAUCACAUCGACAUUACAAGGUAUUGACAAGAAGAUUUUGUCACUUGCGUAUGGAGUAAUCGGCGCAGAGAUAACAUCGGUGGACACUCAAGAAUCUUACAGUGGAGGGGUUCUUGUACUGGUGACUGGGUACCUGACGGGGAAGGACAAUGUCAGGAGGAAGUUUACACAAACUUUCUUCCUUGCUCCACAGGAGAAUGGCUAUUUCGUCUUGAAUGAUAUGUUCCGAUAUGUUGAUGAGGCCCCGAUUUCACUUGGAAAUCAGAUUCCUGCCAAUGACAUCCAAGCUGCUUCUAACCCAUACCCGGAUCCAUCUGUUGUUCGAGACAUUCAAGAUAAUCAUGUUCAGGAGAAAGAUUUGGGAGGUAAUCUUGCUGUCGAGCAACAGGAUGUGUUGUCAAAUGGUAUUGAUAAUGGGCCCGAGGUUUUCAAUCCAUCAGAGGUUGGGCAUGCAUCAACUGUGGAAGACGUUCCAGAGCCUGAAAUAGUUCAUGAAGUUCCUAACGAUCUGCAGAAGGCUGUGGAACCCGAUUCUAGGACUGAAGAUGCACCAAAGAGAUCGUACGCAUCCAUCGUGAAGGUUAUGAAAGAGAAUGCUGCACCAAUUUCUCCUUCUGGACCCCCAACAAAGGUGGAGCCAAAGAAGCAAGAACAGCAAGCCACUCCUGCUCCUCCUCCUCAGGCACCACUAUCCGGAAAACCAGAUCCAGUAGCGAAUGCCGCUGCAAAUGGGAAUGAUCAAGAUGUUGAUGUAGGUCCAUCCAUUUACGUAAAGGGCUUACCGCUUGAUGCAACACCAGCCUUGCUUGAGAAUGAGUUCAAGAGGUUUGGAGUUAUUAGGGACAAUGGAAUUCAAGUGAGAAGCCAAAAGGGUUUCUGUUUUGGUUUCGUGGAGUUUGAGUCCGCAAAUUCCGUGCAAAGUGCAAUAGAGGCAUCACCCAUCAUGCUCAAUGGCCAUAGUGUAGUUGUUGAAGAGAAGAGAUCAACUUCAAGAGGGAACGGAAGGGGACGCCAGUCCAAUGGUGCAGGUUCGGGGGCAAGGAGUCGGGGGAGCUAUGGAGGAGGUGGAAGAGGUUAUGGACGGGGCAGUGACUUUAACCGGAGAUCUGAAUAUGGGAGCAGGGGAAACAAUAGGGGAGGUUAUGGAGAUAACAGUAAACGUGGUGGGAAUGACGGGUUUCAAAGGGGUAACAGCGGUGGUGGGCGUACAAGGCGUGGAGGCGGGCUAGAUAACGUUAAUGGGGUGACAAAAUCCGUUGCUCCUCGGGUGACCGCGGCUGCUUAAGAGGUUUGUGGCUUCUGUAAGUGGUAAGAUUAUUUCUUAGAAAGAUUAGGAGGGGGUCUAGUAAUAGAAAGAACUAUUUUUCUUCUUUAAGGUUUGGGUCAGUCCCCAAGUCCAUAUUGGGUUUUAAUCUGUUUUUUUUAGACUUAAUGGAACAGUUUUUCCUUUAAUUGAGUACCAUAUUUUUUUUAAAUGUUGGGUUAUCUAUAUUUAUACUUUUCCGAAUAAAGGAAAUUUUCAUGGCGUC
Molecule: messenger RNA, 1868 nt
Organism: Tarenaya hassleriana
Lineage: Eukaryota; Viridiplantae; Streptophyta; Magnoliopsida; Brassicales; Cleomaceae
Product: putative G3BP-like protein
Exons: 11
Coding region: 167-1624 (485 amino acids)
Cellular component (GO): cytosol; ribonucleoprotein complex
Molecular function (GO): mRNA binding
Source: RefSeq, a predicted model, not a curated record